This is a messenger RNA of Scaptodrosophila lebanonensis, 2613 nucleotides long. Its product is annotated as LIM domain and actin-binding protein 1. The record is from RefSeq and is a predicted model, not a curated record. The transcript has 13 exons. Gene Ontology annotation, molecular function: actin filament binding. The coding region runs from base 229 to 2511 and encodes 760 amino acids. Gene Ontology annotation, biological process: actin filament bundle assembly. Gene Ontology annotation, cellular component: actin cytoskeleton; plasma membrane. Lineage: Eukaryota; Metazoa; Arthropoda; Insecta; Diptera; Drosophilidae.
UCUUAGGUUCGGUUCUGGGCAGUCGAUUCGGCCGAAACGGGAGCGCAACGUAUUUGAGUUUCAAUUUUUCAAAAAGUAUUUAACUGCGAAACGCCGCACCAAUCAAAAAGUUUUACCAAAAAAAUUGUUUCGCGUUCAAAACUAUUCACACAUACUGGUAAAAGUUGCAUGGCCUAAAAACGAAAAUCUGUGGAAUUUCGAAACAUUUUUUAAGCGCUGAGUGACGAAAUGGAAAGCAAAAAGUAUAAGAGUGUUAUUAAUGCCGAGGAGGAGCAUUUGAUGACGAUGUCCACAACAACAUCAACGAAAACGGUGAAGAAGUCUUUGAAAACAACAAAGACAAAACAGAGUUUAGAAAAAUUGUCCUCGAAAGAGUCGAAAUCAGAGACCAUUAGUAGCACCAAUGCCCAGGAAUUAGGUAUGGAUACUGUAGAUGCAACAGCGGCAACGACCCCCCCAACUCCUCCUACACCGACCGGAGAGGAUGCUCAGGCUAGGAAAAAGGUGAAAUCGAAGAAAUCGAAAAAAUGUGAAUACGACAAUCAAAACAUCUCUGUGAAAACCAGUUUCAAUAAGUUUGACGCCCUCCAGAAACGCAAUCUAAUCCAUGUACGUUCAAGCGACUCGGGUAAAGCCCAAGAAAUCUUCAGUAAUCCGCAAGAUGAGCAACAGACCAGCUGCCGGUUGUGUAAUAAAGCCGUAUACAAAAUGGAGGAAGUCAAGGCUGAAAAGGGAAUCUAUCACAAGACCUGUUUCCGUUGUCACGAGUGUUCGAAACAGCUGAAAUUCGACAACUAUCAAAUUCACGAGGGUACCCUCUACUGUACCGCUCAUUUCAAACUACUGUUUGCGCCGAAGGUGGUGGAGGAUGUGGACCCCAAACCUCGAAAGGCUGAGCUCAUUAUACGAGAAAGUCAGCCCGUCGAGUUGCCUCCGGAUGUAGUACGAGCAUCCGAUAAGCCAGAUCUGGGUCUUGAGGAACUGCAACAGCUAAACGUACGCUCAAGAUUUCAAGUGUUCGAGGGUGCUGGUAAAAGGAGAGAGGAAGAGGAGCAACAGCUCCAACGACAGAACACAGUGGUCAAGAGGAGCACCUCGAUUCUCUCCAAGGUGGCCAAAUUGCAGCAGCAUGGACUCAAUAGCAGCAUUGAUAUGAAAUCGGAAACAGCGGAGAAUCAGAAUCCAGAUGAAUCGGGGUCGGGCAGUGAGAAUAGCGAUUCUGAUAUUGAGAACGUUGACGAUAAUGUGGAAGAUGCAGAUCUGGUGCGUUCGAAGAGACGUACCCAGAAGGAGCGACCCGUUGGACUGGGAGAUGCGAUGAACGACAUCAAAACCAGAUUCGAAACAGGACACGUGCAGUCGAAGGAGGAGAGGCGGGAGGAGCGCAAGCAGGAAAUUCAGAACAUUCGCUCGCGGCUAUUUAUGGGAAAGCAGGCCAAAUUUAAGGAAAUGUAUCAACAGGCCGUCGCCGAUUCGGAGCAGUCCAUCACUUCGGUUGGCAAGAAGCCCGAAGUUGAAAUUGGGGCAGCCGCUCGUUCCAUAAAGGAGCGCUUCGAGAAGGGCGAGAUGUUCAAUGAGAAAGGCGGCAGCUCCAAUUUGUCCGAAGAUGCUGAUGUGUUUGAGUCGGCUAUCAGCAAGAGGUCUCGCAGCAUCUUCAUGGAACUCGAUGCCAAUGCGGAGGCUAAUGGAGAGGCAGCCACAUUGGAUGCACAAAAUGAAUUGAAGAAAAAUCGAUCGGGCCUGCUGAGGAAGAGCAACAGCCAAGUUGAACGAGAUACCGCCAACGGCAAUGACCAAAACAAUGUCGAUGUUGUGAAAUAUGACGAGAAGCCCGAAGAUGUAAAAAUAGCAACAUCGGAGAUAAGUGAGAAAUUUAAAUUCUUUGAGACCUAUCGGCCUAAUGAGGGCGAGAAGCGCAAAUUUCGCAUGACACCGCCUCGAGAGGGGGUUGUCAAGAUGCCAACAUCGGAUUCGGACUCUGACGAGCCAGAAAAAUCAACGUUCAACGAUAAUGUUCUGCAAAAAACACAAACCACCUCAACCAUGCUUAACAAAUUUCGGGAAAUGGAGCAGAAAAAGUUCAAAGGGAGCAAUGAAUCAAAUGGACCCAAGCCACUUAAGUGCUUCACUCCACCACCAGAGGAUAGACGUCGCUAUUACGACAACCAAAAUAGCGAGGACGACGAGAGCGAGGAGAGCAACAGUGAGGACGAAAGUGCCAAUGAGGACGAACCGCAGGAGUUUGCAAAAUUAAGUGCCAAUGACGAGGCCCUUAAAGAGGCCCAAAAUGCAGCCCGUGCCAAAAAGCUGCGUGCCAAGUUCGAAAAAUGGCAAGCGAACGAAAUUCAACGCGAACUGAAUGAGGGCCAUGUGGACAUUUAUUCUCAGCAGGUCUCCGAUGACUCAACAAUUGAAAGUACAAAAACCAUUCGCGAGCGGUUUGAGAAUAUGAAGAACUUUGAGAGGAAAUCGCCCAGUGGUCCUCGGUAUCAAGUUAAUCGAUUUGUCUGAAUUAUUCGCUGUAGAAGCAUCUCGUCAAUAUUGGUUAGACGACGUCCCACUGCAUUGGGUCAAUGUGCCACCAAAUAAAUAAAAUAAAUAAUUUAUCCUUUA